Molecule: messenger RNA, 972 nt
Organism: Notechis scutatus (mainland tiger snake)
Lineage: Eukaryota; Metazoa; Chordata; Lepidosauria; Squamata; Elapidae
Source: RefSeq, a predicted model, not a curated record
GUACUACAGUCCUGACGGGGAGACAGAUACGAGGAGUAGCUGCCUCCCUUGCCUGUCUGCCCCCCGGGGGGCACCCGAAUGCCAAGGCUCCGGAAAACGUCCAGCCCGCCUGACCCGAAACGCCGAGCCCCACCCAAGACACGGCGAGAAGUUGGCACUGAAUGGCACCCGGGAUGGGAAGCCGGAUGAGAGCGCGACGCAAUAUGCAGUGCUGGCCAUCGUCCCCGUCUUCUGCAUUAUGGGUCUGCUUGGCAUCCUUUUCUGCAACCUGCUGAUGAAAAAGGGGUACCACUGCACGGCCCGGAAGGAGACGGAUGAGGAGGCCACUAAAUCAGACCGAACCGGGAACAGUUUGGGCCAUAAGAUGGAAGACGUGAACGAGGAUACGAUCGGAGUCCUGGUGCGGCUGAUCACGGAGAAAAAAGAAAACGCAGCUGUCCUAGAAGAGAUGCUGAAGGAAUACAACAGCAAGCAACUCACACAGCCGAUUUACAAACCUGUGAACAAAUUGCACCUCCUGCCCCAAAUCCCACACAUAUGCCGGCAUCAGCACCACCUACACACCGUCCAGGGGCUGGCCAUGCGUUCGGGCCCCUCCUGCACCCGCUGCAGCCAGAAGAAGUGGCCGGAGGUGCUGCGGGCCACCGAAGCCGUCUCCACCACGGUCCUGCCUGGCAGCCACGCCCCGAAACCCCCCCGGCCGGGGGAGAUCACCAUCCUCUCCGUGGGCAGGUUCCGCGUGGCCCGUAUCCCCGAGCAGAGACCCAACCCCACGGAACUGAAAACCAUCUCCGAGGGGCUGGGAGAGGCCGAGCCCAGCGAGCCCCCUUACGCCUCCCUCGCCCCAGAGCAAAAGCUGCUGGUCAGCAACGGAGGAAGACUGAAGCGGCCCUCGGGGGCAGAGGGUCAGCAAGAGGUUGUCAUUUGACUGCUUCCCGCGGCCGAGAAGAUGGGAACAACGCAACUUUUCCG